CAGCUCUGCAGCGACUGCAGCGUCUCGCGCUGCCUGCUCUUCCACGCGCGUCUACGCGAGCGCUGUGAUGUGAAUAUUAAUGAUGUUGCGCGAAUCUCCGCGCUCAUUUUCACCGCUUUCAGCCAUCUGAGAGCUUAUCCUCUAUUCUUGGACGCCUUGCUUGGAUUUAUCAUAUCUUCUGCUAUAUUUUGACCACCUGUCAUUUAUCCGUGAUAGACACAUACGGAGGGCUAUUUAUUCGAUACCACUCAGUAACUCCUACUGUUGGUUGGCUUGGCACGCAACGUCCUCGUCUUGUAUCGCCAUCUGUACCCUCUCCAUACAGAGCUGCAUGACCACCCUGCAGAACUACUACCCCUAGUUUGGUCCUGAGAGAGGCGUCUUUUACUGUCAUGUGAGCCUAAUUCUGAUUCUUUAUAAACUGUAGAGAGGAAGUUUCAAGAUCAGCAUGGCAGAAGCCCCUGUUGGUGAGGACACACCCAAAGAGCAGGAGAGUGCCACCCCACCUACCCGUGACCCCUUUCCGGGGCUUGGUGCUGCUCUGUGGGGGAGAAUACUGAAAGCCAUUGUUACAGCUGGAGCUUUCCUCCUGCUAUACACAGUGUCUCAACUCACUGGUUUGUGGGUCCUUUACAUGCUGAAUGGAUACAGGGCUUUUCCAGCAGCACACAAAGUUUUGGAUCUCCUUCAGUACCUUCUCUCCACCAGUGAUGCCUCUGAUCAGCAGGAUGAGAUUUGGAGGGUGGAGAGUUUGUUGCCCCUCAUAGCCACACUCUUCUUAGGCAUAGUCAUCCUUGGUACUGGAACGCUGUUCUGCAUUAAAACCCUGGUGCCUGACAACCCCUCUUGUUUCCCUGAAGACCGGCGUCAGUCCAUGAGCAGGCAACCCUCCUUUACAUAUUCAGAAUGGACAGAUGCUAAACAGGAGGAUUUCUAUGAGUUGGAUGCUGUUCCUGAGACACCGGUGUUUGACUGCUUUAUGGACAUGAAGACUGAGUCUGACCUGGCUUCCCUCACGGUCAAGUCUGUGGGCUUGCAGGAAAGGAGAGGUUCAAAUGUGUCGCUGACUCUGGACAUGUGCACCCCUGGUACUACAGAGCCCUAUGAAGCAUUGCUGUCCCCCAGAGAGCAGAGCACACAUGAAUACCUGCAGAAUGCAUCCAACCUGCUUACACCUGAGGAGCUACACAAGCGCGCUCUGGACGAUGCUGUCCUGCAGGCUGAGUUCUAUGAGACACCCAUGAACUUUGUGGAUCCAAAGGAAUAUAACAUUCCUGGUGUGGUGAGAAAGAAUCGCUACAAAACCAUACUACCAAACACACAUAGCAGAGUUUGCUUAAAAGCACAAGAGGAGGAGGAUUUUCUUAGCACCUACAUCAAUGCAAAUUAUUUGAAGGGCUACGGAGGGAGAGAGAAGGCGUACAUAGCCACACAGGGUCCUACAGUAAACACAGUGGGGGAUUUCUGGAGAAUGGUUUGGCAGGAGCGCUGUCCCAUUAUUGUCAUGAUCACCAACAUCGAAGAGAAAAAUGAGAAAUGCACAGAAUACUGGCCAGAGGACAGUGUUACUCGUGAGGGUAUCAAGAUCACUGUCGAACACGUCAUCCAGGCAGAUGACUACAGUCUGAGGAUUUUCACUGUGAAGAGUGAGGGUGAGGAGCGUACUCUCAGACAGUACUGGUACACAUCCUGGCCGGAUCAAAAAACUCCAGAUAAAGCUCCACCUCUGCUGGAAUUGGUUCAGGAAGUGGAGGAAGCAAGGAAACAGGCUCCACCCAAUAGUGGCCCUGUCAUUGUCCACUGCAGUGCAGGGAUUGGACGCACUGGCUGUUUCAUUGCUACCUCCAUUUUGUGCCAGCAGCUAAGCAAUGAAGGGGUGGUUGACAUCCUGAAGACCACUUGCCAGCUACGCUUGGACAGAGGUGGGAUGAUUCAGACAGCAGAGCAGUAUCAGUUUGUUCAUCAUGUACUCAGCCUUUAUGAAAGACAGCUUCGGAAGACCUCAGAAGAGUAGAGCCUCCAUGAGUGCACAACCUUCACACCACUCCUCACAGAGCCGAUGACCGUCAUCUGAACAUAUGCGGCAAGGAUUGACGUUCAAUACUUCAAAUCUCAUGUCUUUACAUACAACAGAAGUUUAGGUUGAGCUAUCUUUUUAUGAGCAGGCCAAAUAUUAGAUUUCAGAUGAUCCUUAAUUCCACCUGCCUGCUCUCCAAUCUACUUGGCCAAAACCCAAAUCUCAAGCCUAAUCAAGAUACCACCCAGUUAUUAAACAUACUUUUUUCUAUUCAUUACCAUUAUAGUAACAUAAAUUAGUAAUUUAUAAAAUACACAAUUAGUGCCCUAAUAACAUCAUAAUUCUCAGCAGACCAUAAAUGCUCAAACACAACAAUAUUUGUAUGUGUAUAUACUUCAUAUGAAGUGACUUGGUAUGAACACAAUAACAAGAUGACACCAAGGCCUCCGUUUGGCUGAGAUUAUGUAAAUGUAACAUUAUGGAUGAUUUCUGAUUUCUGAGCCUACAAAUACAGCAAUGUCCUUUUACUGCGAAGACAUUUUUACAGGAUUUAUAACUUAAUGUAACUAUAAGAUUCGUUGUAAAGUGUGUGUGUGUGUACAUAUAUUGGUCUCACAUGUUGAAAGAGCAACCUCUUGGCAAUCUGAACUGUCAGUGUGAAUGUGUGCGUGAGUGAGUGAGUGAGGGAGUGUUAGUGCUACAGAGAGAAGAGAGAAAGAGAAAAUGUUUACUAUGUGUAAUGAUGAUUAUCAGACUCCAGAUGUGUGGUUGGUCUCUAGGGAGAGGUAAACCUACCACAUUUAAUACAAAAUGGCCUUAAUAUGUGUCUUUCUGUUCUAACUGGGGUCCAUAUGGUUGUUUGUAGAUGUUGUUGGGCAGAUAUGAUGGUUGUGUGGUGUUAUAGCCUGUCUCAAUAAGUAAGAUUGGGAGAGAGACCAAUCUCAGUACAGAAUGAUAUACAUUUUAUCUGAGCAACCCUUUGCCUUCUUUGUUUAUGUGUUGUUGGAUGCUAUAUCUUGUAAAAGGUUUUAGUUGGGCUCUACAAAGCAUUGAUGCUGCACCUCAAGGUUUUACUGUAUGUAUCAAAAUGCCGAAACACUGUAUUCAACUAAUGUUCAAUUUGUAAAUCAUAGCUCGUAUCAAUAGCAGAAAUCAUGACAAUGGGACAUAGUUGUGAUGCUCUAGACAUCCAGGUUACUGUGACUCAUUAUUCUAUUUAUUUUAUUCACUUGUUUUACUCCUCUUACAAAAUCAUUGUUUCUAUGUGGGUCUGCGUAUCGGAUUAGUUAAUAUGUAUAAUCCGUAUUUGCCCAAGUUGGCAGCUUGUACAGCUUUGCUGAGACUUGCAGUUUGCAUGAGCAAGUACAUUUUGAACUUCUUUUUAAUUAUGAGCAAAAGAAUUUCGAAAGUAUAAGCAGACGUCUGUGUGUGAUUGUUUGCAAAAGCUUCUCAUACAGCAGCAUCUCUGCUGUUGGAAUAAGCAUCUUCAGUCGAUGACCUCACAUGAUCCAGCUGGAAGUACAACACUGGAAUUCGAAUGCAAGUUACGAAUCCUCCAACUUUCUUUUAAAAGAAAGUUACUGCUACUACUAUCCCAAUGGUCCUCAAAAUGAUGUUUCCAUUCAGGCAGCUCUACGCUGAAAUUAGGAGGUUUACAGAAGCUCGAAAACACCCCCUUGUUACACAAGAGAUUGUACUGGCUUUUUAGUAUUGUUAGUAUUGUUAGUUCAAGGCUUCAAGAUAGUUUGCCAGAAAUAAGAAUGUGCUUUAAUUGCUGCUGUUAUCAUAGUCUUUUUAUUAUUGCAGAAAUGCUUUUGUGUUUAAGUUGGAAUUGAGUGACUGAAUGUUAUUAUUUGUUUUUAAUUAACUGACAUAUUAGUCCUAUUUAUUGAAAGAGUUUUGUCUCUAUGUUUUGUGCUGUUGUUAAACUGCCAAAGACUGUAUUGAUUGGUCCAUACCGCAAAAGCUGAAAAAUAGAAAUCUAGAAAUCAAACAAUUCUAUGUUUCCAAACUUUGAAAACCGUAGCCAGUUUGAAGAUUGUGUACAUGUAUUAAAACCAGCAUUUAUAUAUUUUUAUCCUGUUUUUUAAAAAUGAAGAAUCUGGAUUCCCAUAGCAAAACCUGUUCUCUCACUAACCUGUCAUCCCUUGAUUAUAUAUUUAUUUAUUUAUUUAUUUAUUAUGUUGUACUGGUUUAAUAUUAUCUGGUGUUGUUCUCUCUGCUUUUGCAGAGUGCUUUUGACACAGCUUCUUCAUCACGCAUUAUAAGAGUGUAAAACAUUACAGUAAAUUGAAAGUGAUUUGCAAUAUUUUUGGAUUCAAAUGUUUUAUUGAAGUUAUUAUCCAUCUGCAUCUUUUUAUGGAACUAUCAUAGUGUUUUAACUGUCAUUUAUGGACAACUGUACGUCCAGCAAAACAGCUAAAUUAUUCCCACUGGUACUCUUUUGUUUUAGAUUAUUAGAUUACGAGGUCACAGUUUGUGUUUUACAAAGAAAAUGUAUUCUAAUGUAAAACUGAUGCAAAGCUUUUCUAGAGAUUAGAGGACUAAUACAAGCACUAUCGACAGCAUUUUUGGCACAGAAAUUUAUUUUGAGUUCCGUCUUUAUAGGGCUUGAAAAUUAUAUAAAAUAAUUUUCUGUGAUAAUCAAAAUUAUGCCACAAAUAGUGUUGAUAGUUGAGCUUGUAUUGAACCCUGAACAUUCCUUUAAGGAAUAGAUUUGAAAUUUUGAACCAAAUCUCUGUGCAUCUGUUACAUGCUGUUUGUCACCCCGAUGGGUCAUUGACAGGUUCUGUACUGUGUCUGCCAGGACAACCUUGCUGAAAUUAUUUUCCAGUCACUUUUCAAUUUCAGGACAAUUCUAUUAAAGUUUGUCAGUACUCAUUUAGUGUGUUUGUUCACAAGACUUUUUAAAUAAGUGUAAACUAUGCCCUUUGUAGUCUUAAUUAACAGGGCCCACAAAUAUAACAGGGAAAACCUAAUUUAUUUAUUUAUUUAUUUUUAUUAUUUUUAUUUUUUGGAUUUACUAAUUUAUUCUUUCUGUAAAACAAUGUAUCUUCAUGCAUUCAAUGCAUGCAGCAAUCUUUAUCAGGGUCAAAUCAAAGUAUUUCAUAAAAUUCAGUACUGUUAGUGUUAGCUGAAUAUUAAUUUGAAUAAUUGAAUAUCUUUAUCAAUGUCUGAUUCAUAGACUGGUAGAGAAGGGCCGGUAUUGCAGUUUAGGGGAGUCACGCCCCUCCCCAGCUCACUGCCCACUCACUCUCAGUCGGACCCACUUCCUACAGAACACUCCAUCUGUCAGGCCCGUCUGUGUUGCCAGAGAAGAGUAACAGACACAUAGGCACCAGCAGACAAGUAUAUCAUACAAACACAUACACACACAAAUUAAAUCUUGGGCCAAACUAGCUUGCAUUAAAACCACAAAACAGUCAUUUUAAUACUGUAUAUUUUCCAGAGAAUCUGGAGUGUGCUCUUUUAUGAUUAAAUGAAUUUUAUUUGAAUCAUCAUGAACUACUCACUACCAGCAUAGUAUGUCUUUAUGCACUACUGUACAAAGCUAAAAACAAGCACAAAGAUGAAAUACUGAUUUUUGAAUGUGAAUGCAGAGGUCUUAAUCUCUGAGAUUUCAAUGCCACCCAAGUAUUUGACCUUUUUCUUUCUUAUUUCACCCAAAAUAUUUUCAAGAUUUUUGUUCAGAAACCAUGCAUUGAACAGUGUUUUAAUAUUUUAUGCUUAUUUAUUGUCCUGUGAUUUUGUUUGAAGUAUUUAGCACCCUUCAGUCUCAAAAAAGAAAAAAGAAUGUUUUUGUUUAAUUUUAAUCCUGUUCUAUAUUGAAAUAGAUGUAGUUUGGAAAAUACAGUUUGCCUCAUUGCUUUCGUAUUGUUCCUCUGCUGUUAAGAUCCAAAUAGAAUGUAACAUGACUACGUUUACAAUAUCAUGGCUUGUAUUAUUGGUAUAUGCUUUAAUUUUUAAAUAAAAAUACCUUUCUGUUAAU
This is a messenger RNA of Myxocyprinus asiaticus (Chinese sucker), 6005 nucleotides long. RefSeq names its product protein tyrosine phosphatase non-receptor type 5 (gene ptpn5). The record is from RefSeq and is a predicted model, not a curated record. The coding region runs from base 449 to 2014 and encodes 521 amino acids. Lineage: Eukaryota; Metazoa; Chordata; Actinopteri; Cypriniformes; Catostomidae. The transcript has 15 exons. Gene Ontology annotation, biological process: protein dephosphorylation. Gene Ontology annotation, molecular function: protein tyrosine phosphatase activity.